This is a messenger RNA of Diaporthe amygdali, 450 nucleotides long. RefSeq lists its product as uncharacterized. The record is from RefSeq and is a predicted model, not a curated record. The transcript has a single exon. The annotation marks the transcript as partial. NCBI's taxonomy places the organism in Eukaryota, Fungi, Ascomycota, Sordariomycetes, Diaporthales, Diaporthaceae.
AUGUCCUCGAGCAGUGACCCCGUCAUGCUCAACGUCUUUAUGUCGCCGCCAUAUUCACCGUCAUCACCCGACUGCUCUCCAAUGGACACCACCUCCACAAUGGCGCCUGGUAUGCUGGACCGACAUUUCCCGAUGACGCCGUUCCCAUGUUUCAACUCGUCGAUGCCUGCUGAAUGGACUGACUCGGACCAGCUGUCACAAGGAAUAGACGCAUAUGAUUUCGCCUGUUAUCUUGAGCUCCUUUCGCCCCUGGCAAUGUUCUUGCAUGGCGAUUCCCAAAAGUGCGAGGUGUCAGAGUGGGAGCCACCCCCGGACGCUAGCUUCAUAGCCGUCGGUGGGACAUCAGGACCCGAAAACGCACCAGUGACCACAAAACUCAGUAUUCUUACGAACCCUGACGGAAGUAUCGACCGAAAGGUUGUAGAGGACAGUACUCAGCAAGACCCGUCG